Molecule: messenger RNA, 1793 nt
Organism: Manihot esculenta (cassava)
Lineage: Eukaryota; Viridiplantae; Streptophyta; Magnoliopsida; Malpighiales; Euphorbiaceae
Product: serine-threonine kinase receptor-associated protein
Exons: 7
Coding region: 364-1416 (350 amino acids)
Biological process (GO): spliceosomal snRNP assembly
Cellular component (GO): SMN complex
Molecular function (GO): RNA binding; protein binding
Source: RefSeq, a predicted model, not a curated record
UUUCCUCAUUUGCGCCUAGCCCCUGUUUCGCAGCUCUGUAGUCUAACAAAGUUCAUCUCGUCCUCUUUAUUUUUCUUUUUAAUUUUUGAUAACUGCUCGAAGCAUUUCAUUCUCGCAGAGCCUAGGGUUAGGGGGUGUGGAUUCAAGCUUUCAAUCCCUAAAUUCUAAUUUUCAGCUUUUCCCACCUGUGUCAAAUACCGCCAUUUCUCUCAUCUCUAAUUUAAUCUCUGUACAGACACAUUUCAUUUUAUAAUUAAUAAUUAAUUUCUUGAAAGUUUCAAAUCGUCAAAAGGUUUGGUUAAUUUUACGACAGAUUUAGGUAUUCUACAGUUGUUUUUGGGAAACAAAAAGAGAUAGAACCUCAUGGAUAAGAAAAGAGUGGCGGUUCCUCUUGUGUGCCAUGGUCAUUCUCGCCCUGUUGUCGAUUUGUUUUACAGUCCAAUCACUCCCGAUGGCUUCUUCCUCAUCAGUGCGAGCAAGGAUUCUAGUCCCAUGCUUAGAAAUGGAGAGUCUGGUGAUUGGAUUGGGACGUUUGAAGGGCAUAAGGGUGCGGUGUGGAGUUGCUGUUUGGAUACUAGUGCUUUACGGGCAGCUUCUGGUUCUGCUGAUUUUACUGCGAAAGUGUGGGAUGCAUUAACAGGAGAUGAACUGCAUUCAUUUGAACACAAGCACAUUGUUCGAGCUUGUGCAUUUUCGGAGGAUACUCGCCUUCUGCUCACUGGGGGAGUGGAGAAAGUCCUGCGAAUUUAUGAUUUGAGUCGCCCAGAUGCACCUCCAAGAGAAGUUGAUAAAUCUCCUGGCUCAGUGAGAACUGUUGCAUGGCUUCACAGUGAUCAGACAAUAUUAAGUUCUUGCACUGAUAUGGGGGGUGUGAGACUGUGGGAUGUUAGAAGUGGAAAGAUAGUGCAGACCCUUGAGACCAAGUCAUCUGUAACCAGUGCUGAAGUGAGUCAAGAUGGUCGAUAUAUAACAACUUGUGAUGGUUCUACAGUGAAGUUUUGGGAUGCAAACCAUUUCGGGUUAGUGAAGAGCUACAAUAUGCCUUGCACAGUAGAAUCAGCUUCGCUGGAACCCAAGUACGGGAACAAGUUCAUUGCUGGGGGUGAAGAUAUGUGGAUUCAUGUGUAUGAUUUUCAUACUGGCGACGAGAUAGCAUGCAAUAAGGGUCAUCAUGGUCCUGUGCACUGUGUACGUUUCUCACCAGGAGGGGAAUCAUAUGCCUCUGGAUCUGAGGAUGGAACCAUCAGAAUAUGGCAGACAGGCCCUUUGACACACGAUGAGAACGAGGGAUUCACAGCAAAUGGAUCAAUUGGAAACGUGAGGGUACCAGCAGAAGAAGUUUCACGGAAGAUUGAAGGCUUUCACAUUUCAGAAGAUGGGAGGGCCAAAGACAAGGAAGAAGCAGGGAAGGACUGAUGCAGGGAAAGAUUGGCCUCAAUCUUUUCAUUUACUAUUUAUUUGAUUUGGUGGUUGUUGGGGGGUGGCCUCAGUCUACAGUCUUAAGACACCUAAUAUUUGUACAAGGCCUAGAUAGUAACUUUGGAAUUAAAUAGAUAGGCUGGACAUAUUGAUUUGCAUUUUUUACUAGCUUGAAAAUGGUUGUCUCAAGAGUCGGGUCGCUCUAGCCUCAACUGUCUACAUUUGUUUCUGACAUGGACGGAAAACCCUGUACACGCUUGGAUCCAGGUUUUCCCAUUUGUAAGUUGUGAUUUCCUGGAAAUUUUCUUGACAAGUUUGGUGAAUUGGUGAUGCUCUGAUAAUGAAACUAGGGCCUACAACUUUUUUGACUUUUA